Punctularia strigosozonata HHB-11173 SS5 is the source of this 543-nucleotide messenger RNA. RefSeq names its product kinase-like protein. Gene Ontology annotation, molecular function: ATP binding; protein kinase activity. The record is from RefSeq and is a predicted model, not a curated record. The annotation marks the transcript as partial. Lineage: Eukaryota; Fungi; Basidiomycota; Agaricomycetes; Corticiales; Punctulariaceae. The transcript has 4 exons. Gene Ontology annotation, biological process: protein phosphorylation.
UUUUGUCAUGAGGCCAUACUAUGGCAGCGUCUCAGACAUAAGAAUGUUCUGCCGUUCCUCGGCAUAGAUAACACCUCUUUCAGCCCGCAUCUGUGCAUGAUGUCGCCAUGGAUGAGGAACGGCAACGUUCUUGAUUAUAUACGCGCGGCUCGGCCAGGGUACGUUGACGUAGUACGGCUGCUCGCCGAGAUUGCGGAAGGACUCGCCUAUCUCCACAGCGAGCAUGUUAUCCAUGGUGAUGUUCGCGGGGUGAAUGUGCUGGUAGACGAUCAGGGUCAUGCUAUGCUGGCAGAUUUUGGCCUAGCCAAGAUAUCCAGCAAUACAGCGACCGCGCAUACCACUAAAGGGCACGGCGCGCCCAACUGGCUUUCACCCGAACUGCUGCAGCCAAAGGAGGGGUUCCAUCGCACGACUGCGAGCGACGUCUAUUCUUUGGCAUGCCUUGGCCUAGAGCUGUUCACAGGGAAGCCACCUUUCGCGGACAUCAGGCCACCAGUCAAUGUCGCGCUGAUGGUACUCAAAGGGGAGCAACCUAAACGGCCA